AUGGAUCAAUUUCUAGAAGAACUGCUUUUGAAAAAGAAUUCCUUCUUACAUCUGCAGAUAAACGAACGAAUUGAGCUUCUUGUGAGUGAUGUUGGUGAGGAAUUGGUGCUGGCCCAAAAAGUGCACUUGGUGAGACUUAAUCGCAUACAAGCUGAAGUGGUUCGUAUCCAGUUGCUCAUACAAGAAUUUGAGCCAAAUCCUAAGCUUUUGGAUAAAUAUCUAUCUGUAUAUAUAACUAAAUUGUCUAAUUUGUAUUUAGAAAUAAAGAAUCAAGCUAGUCUGAAGACUGAUUUCAGAAUUGAAGAUAUUAUAUACUCUCUAUCUAAAAUACGAGGGUUCAAGAAUAUUACAAAUUAUUUCUCAAGUGAAGUGUAUUUGUUCCCGAAGCUCUUAAAAUUGAAGGAAUCUUUUGAGUUACAUGAUAAUGAGCAAUUCUUGAUCUUGCUUUGGCUCUCCAAUCUAGUUUUGGUACCAUUUGAAUUAGAUAAAAUUCAAAACGGAUUGCUGGAAAGAUUGUAUGAUGUUGCUCUCCGCAGCUUAGGGAGCAAUUCAAAUGGCUCCAAGAUACAAGUUGUCUCACUGAUUUUGCUAUCCAGACUAGUGACAAGAGCAGAUCAGGGAAACUUAUUAGAUGGCUAUUUUUACAAGACGAUAAAGAUUACAUGGAAGUCGGAUCUGUCCGGUAGUGACAAACUCGGACACUUAAUUACUUUAAACAAGAUCAUGAAGCGAAGCUCCACAUUCGAUAAAUAUUUUGAAAUAGUCGAGGACAUUUUGGCUGCAGACUACGAUAUAUUGGCCGUGAAGGAUAAUAAAGCUAACUUUACCAAUAUGAAUAUCUUGUACAUAAUUAAGCUAUCAGAUAGAUUGUGUAGCAAGUACUAUUUAGAAAACAUGAAGUACGAAAUGGUUGCUAACACAAUAAAUAGCUUAUUCAGAAGAGUCUUGCUAGCACCCGUGCUACAGAAUAAGUUUGACGUAAAUCUUCGAUAUGCUUUUGCUAGAGCACUAAGUAAUAUCUGCUAUUCACUUGACAAGUAUGCUAUGAACUACCAGGAUCAAUUAGUGCAUUUCGUGCUUGAAGAAUUCGAUAUACCGAACUUGCAAAUGGCCAAAAUGUUAUUUCAGCACGAUUUAUUUAUCAGUCCUGACUAUAUAUCUAUAUCAAAGUACCACACGUUGCUUCUUACUAUGGGACAUCUCCUGUUGAGGAAAUGUUUACCGACCCGAUUCAUUCCUACAUUGUUGAGCAUUGUACACAAGACUUUGUUUUUCAGUCAAAGGAGGCUAACCGUAACAGUUGGUACUGCAAUAAGAGACUCCAGCUGCUUCAUAUUAUGGGCUAUUUGCAGAAGCGUACAGCUUGAAACUUUUGCCCAAAUUCUUGCUAAGUCGACAAUAGACACCAUUCUUCUCGAUAUCAUCAACGUCUGUAUUUUCGAUCAAGAUUUAGUAAUUAGGAGAUGUGGAAUUGCUGUUCUACAGGAAUACAUUGGUAGGUUCGGAAAUAGUAUAUUUGAUUUGGAAGAAAUUGAGGACAAAGGGAAGUUCAUUAUUAAUUUUAUUCAGUUAUUUGAUAAUCAUUCGAUAGGUUCAUCUAGUAGUUCGUACUCAAUAGUACCGAGAUUAGUAGAAAUGGGAUUUCACCCAUGUUUGUUCAUACCCACCUUAAUUUCCAAUAUUUGCGAUGCACAUAACACGUUUGAAAAUAAGAAAUUGAAUGCAUUUACUUUGGUAGGAUUAAUGUCAACUUCCGCUGGAAGUGUUGAUGAAUCUUUGCCUAUUGGCUUGCAACAAAUAAACCCUGAAAAAAGUUCGUUGCAUAGCGUUACUGCAGAAUUGACUUCACUGGUAUUGUAUGACGAAACUGGUCCAUUAUAUGCGUUGAGUAAGUUAAUCCAACUACAGGGCGAAAAUGAUUUGUCUUUUGUUUCCGAGCUAAAGAAUUACUUAGAAAGUAUUCACUUUGAUUCUAGUGAAAAGGGUGAAGAAUUUUUGAGCUUCAUGACUUCUCUUCGCCGACUUCAGAGUUUCCCAAUUCUGGAAAUAUUGGAAUUGAAGAUCAACGAAGUAGUUAAAAGCUCUCACAGCAUUGGAGUUACAAAACAAUGUCAGGAAUACUUCUCCUUAGCUCCCCAAGGAUUCCACGGAAUCGAUAACGUUAUUGCCUUGAUUAAGAAGAACAAUCUCAAUUCCGCUAACAGUGUGGGCUACUUCAGGUACAUCCCACCUGCAAUGGUAAACGAACUUAUAGAAAUAGUCAAAGAUACGAACUUGAUUCAAGUGGAAACUCGAGCAGCGGUACAAAGUAGCUUGAGUUACUACUACAAGAGUCAAAAUAAUAGAGACUUGGUAGAUUUGGAUUCGGUUUUACAGCUGUUGGAUGACUAUACGACAACCACACAGGGUGAUGUUGGAUCUAAACUAAGAAGUAGUACAAUUCUAUUAUUAGUGGAAAACUCUGACUUAUAUGAAGCUCAAUUCAUUGAAGAUGAAGUGAUCCCUCGUAUUAUUCGAAUAUCCUGUGAACCAUUGACUAAACUAAGACUUCAGUCGAGACAUUUACUAAAUAAGCUUCAAGAUUCUAAUGAGAUCAGUGAAAAGUUAGAUGUCGAAGAGUAUUAUAUCUUCAUCUUGAAGAACUACCAUACCACAAUUAGAAAGGAUUAUAAAGUAUCAUUUUGGUCUGGAUACGUUUUUAGUACUGGCGGUGCAUCUAAUAGAUCUACCAUCAAUGCUUCGGUAAAUGCAUUGAUGAAGUAUUUUCAAGAUUAUCCAUCAGAGGAAGCAGAGAUUCUAACAAUUCUACUUAAUUUAUUGGUCCCACCGGCUCAAGGCUGGAAACUAGCUUCUCCAAGACUAACCAAGAGAUAUCUGGCAACCUUGAAUUUAAUCUCAAUUCUUCUAGAAUCAAACAGUAUACAACUGCGAGAAAUAGACUUUCUUGAGAAGAUCUUUGUCCGGUCUUACAAUCUCCAUAUCAACACUGGUAAUAUGGAUAGGAUACUACAGGUAAUUAGUAUAUUCCAAAACCUUGGUAUACAAGGAACUCCUGUAUCUAGCAAGGCUACGAAGAGAUUAAGCUGGUUAGCCUGUAGACAUCCGGUUCCUCUAGUACGGUUAACAGCUGGUGAAUCUUUGUAUGAAAUUGCAACAGAUAAGCAGGACUUCUCUCUUUGCCAUGAGUUGGAAGGAAUACAGUGGGAGGAGGAACCAUCAAAGACUAAUCUUAAAUUAGAAGAGAUUUACAAAAGAUUUGGACUCGCAUCUUAG
Dujonia railenensis is the source of this 3273-nucleotide messenger RNA. The record is from the annotation of a GenBank genome assembly. NCBI's taxonomy places the organism in Eukaryota, Fungi, Ascomycota, Pichiomycetes, Serinales, Debaryomycetaceae.